Molecule: messenger RNA, 4636 nt
Organism: Nycticebus coucang (slow loris)
Lineage: Eukaryota; Metazoa; Chordata; Mammalia; Primates; Lorisidae
Product: pregnancy zone protein-like
Exons: 36
Coding region: 61-4494 (1477 amino acids)
Cellular component (GO): extracellular region
Molecular function (GO): endopeptidase inhibitor activity
Source: RefSeq, a predicted model, not a curated record
GAACAGAGUCCAAGGAAUCAGGAGUUCCAAACCCCGUUCUUUCCUGUCCCUCUCCACACCAUGAGGGAAAAGCAACUGCCCAAAUCAGCCUUGGUUCUACUUUUUCUGCUCCUUCCCAGCGAUGCUUCAGCUGCUGCAGAACCGCAGUCCAUGGUGCUGCUCCCAUCAGCUCUCUACUCUGGAAUUCCUGAAAAGGUCUGUGUCUUCCUUAAUCACCUGAAUGAGAGCGUGACACUGAAUGUGACUCUGGAGUAUGGAAUGCAGGAGAGCAGGAAUCUCUUCACAGACCUGGUGACCAAGAGAAACACUUUCUACUGCAGCCCCUUCCUUAUUCCAGGGUUGCCAUCUUCCACAGUGUUCAUUGCUGUUGAGGUAAAGGGUCCGACUCUGCAUUUCAUAAAGAGGAAACCAAUGCGGAUAACCAAAGCAGAGAACCCAGUCUUUGUCCAGACAGACAAACCCAUUUAUAAACCAGAACAAACAGUGAAAUUCCGCAUUGUCUCUGUGGAUGCCAAUUUUCGCCCUGUGGAUGAAAUGUUCCCGGUUGUUUAUAUCGAGAAUCCCAAAAGGAACCGGAUUUUCCAAUGGCAAAGUGUCAAAUUGCAGAAAGGACUCUCCCAGCUCUCGUUCCCACUAUCAGUGGAACCCCUUCUGGGUUCCUACAAGGUUGUGCUGCAGAGAGAGUCAGGAAGAAGAAUAGAGCACUCCUUUGAGGUGAAGGAAUAUGUUAUGCCCAAAUUUGAGGUCCAAGUGAAAAUGCCCAGGAUUAUUGGUUUUCUAGACGAAGACUUUGAGGUCUCUGUCUGUGGCAUAUACACAUAUGGAAAGCCUGUCCAUGGACUGGUGACAAUUAACGUGUGCAAAAAAUAUUCUGAAUACCAUCCCGACUGCCUGGUAAUACCUUCAAAACAAAUCUGUGAAGUAUUUAGUCAACAGGCAGACGAUAAAGGAUGUCUCACACAACUUAUAAAGACUGAGGCAUUUCAGCAGAGAAAAAAAGGGUAUGAUAUGUCCAUAGAAGUGGAAGCCAAGGUCACAGAGGAGGGAACAGGAUUGGUAUUAACUGAGCGUCGAUCAUGUGAAAUCACCUCUACCUUAAGCAAACUGACAUUUACUAAAGUGGACUCACGAUACAGACGUGGACUCCCUUUCUUUGGGCAGGUUCUUCUAGUCAAUGAGAAGGAUCAGCCAAUCCCCAAUAAAACUGUAACAGUCAAUGUGGAAGGUAGACACUAUUCCAAUUUUACUACUAAUGAGCGUGGUUUGGCGAACAUUUCUAUUGACACCGCCAGCCUCACAUCUACCUUCAUCACAGUUUCGGUGACUUAUAAACAAAAUAAAACCCAUUUUAAUAACUGGUGGUUGGAUGAAUUUCAUAUGCAAGCACUUCACACUGCAAAGUAUGUUUACUCCGCAAGCAAGAGUUAUGUUCACCUUGAACCUGUUUUUGAUACUUUGACCUGUGGGCAAACCAAGGAGAUGUGGGUACACUACAUCCUGAAUGAAGAGAUUCUAAAAGAUGAAAAAGAGUUAACCUUUUGUUAUUUGAUCCUAGCAAGAGGAAGUAUCUCCCAAUCAGGAAUCCACGUGUUGUCCAUUGAACAAGGAAACAUGAAAGGGACAUUUUCCUUUUCCUUUCGAGUGGAAUCAGACCUCGCUCCUGCUGCUCAGUUUUUCAUUUAUACAGUUUUACCUACUGGAGAGAUUCUAGCAGACACUGACAAACUCAUGAUUGAAAAGUGUUUUGCCAACAAGGUAAAUUUGAGUUUCUCCUCAGCCAACAGCCUUCCAGGCUCAGACACCCACCUGAAGGUCACAGCCACUCCGUCCUCCCUCUGUGCCCUCCGUGCAGUAGACCAAAGUGUGCUGCUAAUGAAGCCUGAAGCCGAGCUCUCACCUCAAUCAGUCUAUAAUUUGCUUCCAGUGAAGUUUCUCCUUACUAAAGGAUUUGGUGGUCCCACGAAUGAAGAGGAUGAUAACUGCAUCAAGGGGGAAGUCAUACCUCUCAGUGGCAGGCUUUAUGUGAUAAAGCCAGUCCCAGAUGCUGAUAAAGUUUAUAGUAUCUUCAAGUCUGCAGGAUUAAAUGUUUUUACCAACUGGAAAAUUGAUGAACCACUUUUCUGUCGGGGGACUCCAAUGGUCCAUGCAGGAGCACCUACGGGAGGCCUUUCUGGACCACCAGUUACUGGUCCACCAGUGGCUUGUCCAAUGAUGGUAGAAGCAGGCUUUCAGAAUGUGCCAGUGAAGGAGACAGUCCGGAAAUAUUUCCCCGAGACGUGGAUCUGGGACUUGGUGGAACUCGACUUAUCAGGUGGAAAAGAGUUGGAGAUGAAGGUUCCUGACACCAUCACGGAGUGGAAGGCCAGCGCACUCUGUUUGUCUGAAACUGCGGGUCUUGGCCUCUCCCCUGUUGUCCCUUUUCAAGUCUUCCAGCCCUUCUUCCUAGAGCUCACACUCCCCUAUUCCGUGGUGCGAGGAGAAGCCUUCACACUCAAAGCCACUGUGUCCAACUACUUGUCCCACUGCAUCCGGGUCAGUGUGCAGCUGGAGACCUCCUCUGCCUUCCUGGCGGUCCCAGUAGAGAAGAAUGAAGAAUCUCACUGUGUCUGUGGAAAUGGGAGAAAAACCUUAUCCUGGGCUGUGACUCCAAAAUCACUGGGUAAAGUGAAUUUCACAGCUACUGCAGAAGCAGUGCCGUCUCAAGAAUUGUGCAAUAAUGAGGUGCCGGAAGUACCAACAUUUGGACAGAAGGAUACUAUAGUAAAGCCCUUACUAGUUGAGCCUGAAGGAAUAGAAAAGGAGGAAACUUACAACACACUGCUCUGUGCAUCAGAAACUGAAGUGCCUGAAAAGUUGUCACUGAAUGUUCCUUCAAAUGUGGUUGAGGGAUCAACCAGGGCAACAUAUUCAGUUUUGGGUGAUAUACUAGGCUCUGCAGUGCAAAACCUUCAGAAUCUUCUCCAGAUGCCCUAUGGUUGUGGAGAGCAGAAUAUGGUCCUCUUUGUCCCUAACAUCUAUGUUCUAAACUAUCUGAAUGAGACUCAACAGCUGACAGAGAAUACCAAGGCCAAAGCCAUCAACUACCUCAUCAAUGGGUACCAAAGGCAGUUGAAUUAUAAGCACAGAGAUGGUUCAUACAGCACCUUUGGGGAACAUGGGUCAAGCCAAGGAAACACUUGGCUCACUGCAUUCGUGCUCAAGUCCUUUGCUCAAGCCCAGUCAUACAUCUUUGUGGAGAAGUCACACAUCAUGGAUGCCCUCUCCUGGCUGUCCCAGAAACAAAAGGAAAAUGGUUGUUUCCAGAUGGCUGGAUCCCUGCUAAACAAUGCCAUGAAGGGAGGGGUGGACGACGAGGUGACACUCUCUGCCUACAUCACCAUUGCUCUGCUGGAGAUGCCACUGCCUGUCACUCACACAGUUGUCCGAAAUGCUCUAUUCUGCCUCGAAACAGCCUGGAACUCCAUCUCAGGGGCCCACAGAAAUCUUGUCUAUACCAAGGCCUUACUGGCCUACGCCUUUGCCCUAGCAGGAAACCAGGCCAAGCGAAGAGAGCUGCUUGAAUCACUAGACAGAGAGGCCGUGAAGGAAGAGGACACAAUCCACUGGCAGCGUCCUGGGAAAGUUCAAGCAGCUGGGACACUUUAUUACCAACCCCGGGCUCCUUCUGCGGAAGUGGAGAUGACAUCCUACGUGCUCCUUGCCUAUCUUACUGUCCAGCCUGCCCCAUCUUCAGGGGACCUCGCCAUGGCAUCACGCAUUGUGAACUGGAUUACCAAGCAGCAAAACCCCCAUGGCGGUUUCUCCUCCACUCAGGAUACAGUGGUAGCUCUCCAAGCCCUCUCCAAACAUGGAGCAGCAACUUUCACUAAAAAUGAGAAAACAGCUUUGGUCACUGUCAAAUCUUCAAGUUCUUUCUCCAAAGAAUUCCAAGUAGAUGACGCCAACCGCCUGCUGCUGCAGGAGGUCUGGUUACCAGAGAUUCCAGGGGAAUACAACACCACAGUCUCAGGGUCAAGAUGUGUGUACCUUCAGACAUCCCUGAGAUAUAACAUCCUUCCUAAGAAAGAAGGGAAAGCUCCCUUCGCUCUGCAGGUUGAUACUCUGCCCAAGAACUGUGAUGGAGUAGAAGCCCACAAAAAAUUCCUGAUUGACAUCAACAUUAGUUAUACUGGGGACAGACCAAGCAGCAACAUGGUCAUUGUUGAUGUAAAGAUGAUAUCAGGCUUCAUACCUGUGAAAUCAUCAGUAAAAGAGCUCCAAAAAACACGGCCUCAGAUUCAGAGGACUGAAGUGAGCACCAACCAUGUUCUGAUUUAUUUUGAAAAGCUAACCAAUCAAACCGUGAGUUUUUCCUUCUGGGUGGAACAAGACAUCCAAGUAAAGAAUUUAAAACCAGCUACAGUGAAAGCCUAUGAUUAUUAUGAGACAGAUGAAUUCAGCAUUAAAGAAUAUAAUGUCCCUUGCAGUGCUGAAUCUGAACAUGGAAAUGCUUGAAAACAUAAACAUGUGGACCUCGUUAGGUGAUCUUCUCCAGAAAUGAAGAACAAAGACUUAUGAGGAGAGAAAAUACAGAAUGAAGGGAAAAGAAUUAGAAUAUAUAAAAUUUGUAUGUUGAAUAAAUUUGUGACCUUUGUAA